CUCUGUGACCCCACAUGGAUGAUCCCAAGUGCUGGCCUUGCGAAGACAGCUGGCUAAAUUAUUAUAUAGAGCCUUCAUCCAGGCUGCAAUCCAGUUGGGUGUCAUGUUCUCCAAGCUUACAACGUAACAUGGAACAACCUGCUGUUGGCUCAAAAUACUUUUGUACGCUACAUUUUUCUUUACUUUGCGACUAGCUGAAGUGUCCAUUUCAUUGGCACUUCCAUGUACUUCAGAUUACAUAUUCUAUUCAAAUUACUCUGCCACAUGAGUAAAAAACACUUAUGGACAACGGAAAAUGGCAGUUUUCUCCCCAAGUUAUUUAUUCCAUGUGAGGAUAUCCUGCCCAGAUAACCUCAGUGUGGAGUACUUAAGUUUGGGAAACUUGGUUAAAAAAAGAAGUAGGACGACCCCUAUUCAGUUUCUUUCCAAACCUAACAAAGCAGCUAUUUGUUUACCCAGGAGGACUAGCAGAGUUCUGCCUUAUUUACCUACUAGGCAAAUUAUGUGUCUGCACAUCAGGGUCUUCUUGGGCGGCAGUAGCUCAGGAGGUAGAGCGGGUUGGCUGGUAACCUGAAGGUUGUUGGUUCGAUCCCCGGCUCCUCCUAGCUGAGUGUCGAGGUGUCCUUGAGCAAGGCACCUAACCCUGACUGUUAGCUCACGUCCUGUGAGGACUAGAGGCAGGUGGGAUCAGUAACCCUCUCCUCGAAAUCUACUACUGAAGAUGAAUGAAUUUCAUCGCUGGAUCGACAAUUGGGCCGGUCCAGCAACUCCCAACGGCUAGCCGUAAUAGGAGCAUAUAACUGUACUGUUCUGCAGCAUAAACUAUUGAGAAAACAGUUCUUCAUUCCUACCUGUCAGAUAAGGUCCGCCCACAUUUGGAGUGCAUGCGUCAGGUUACGCCUGAGCGGCUGUGUGUAAAAAGGAAUGAGUAAGUUCUGAGAGAGGGCAGAAGUGCUCUUCCUCUGGUGGAAGCAUGACGGACCACCUGGUAGGUCUUGGGGCGGUGUCGCUGCUGGCUGUGAUGGAGCAAGUCUAUUUUUCUCUGCAGGUGGUCUAUGCUCGGAGGAAGUACUCGGUGACCCCUCCUUCUACCUCUGGACCUCCCGAGUUUGAACGACUUUACAGAGCGCAAGUCAACUGCACAGAGUAUUUCCCCAUCUUCAUCACGCUGCUGUGGACUUCAGGCCUCUUCUUCCACCAAGGUGUUUCCACGUUGUGCGGGCUGCUGUACCUGUACUCGCGCUACCGCUACUUCAAUGGUUACUGCCAGUCCUCCCGGCAACGGCUGGCUCCUUUGUAUUUUGGUGCCAAGGUUCUGUGGGCUCUGAUCGGCUUCUCCUCUCUGGGGGUGGUCGGCUCGUUCAGCCGUCUCUACGCCGGGGUUGACCUGGUGGACCUGGCCUCCUGCCUGAUUCCUCACGCCCCCGUUGACCUCUGACCCAUGACGCCUGAUCACAUCGACCCAGAUAUUUUCCUUGACUUCAACCUCACCCGUAGCUAUUGUUGCACAAUCCAAACAUUUGUUUACCCAAAUAUUUAAGAUAACGCUAAGCUUAUGCUUUCUGUAGUCCAACAUAACAUUUCCAUCCCAGCAGUCCUAUCUCCAACCCAUGUAAUAAUAAUAAUACAUUUAAUUUAGAGGCUCCUUUCAAGACACCCAAGGUCACCUUACAGAGCAUAAAGUUAUCAUAAAUUGUUUAAAAACAAGACAUUGUGGAAAAAUAAUAAUAAUAAUAAAUAAAUAAAUAAAUGAUUGUGUCCUUAUCGUUUUACAAUUUCAACCGUCCCUCAGACAGAUCUUUAGGAUAUCACAAAAAUACGCUUUCAGUGGAACAACGCAUCGAACUCUGGCCUGCAGUCCCCUCUUCAGCUCACGUUUCCACCGUUCUCUUCCUGCAACCACUUCCACAACUUCAGAGCAAGACCUCUCCUGUUUAUCAGCCUUAUUUCAGAGCAAGACUUCUCCUUGAGCGAGAAUUGGUUGGACGCAGUAGCAAACUGACCGGAUAAAGCCAAAGGUAAAGAUAAAAAAUAACUCCCCAAUUAUUUUUGGGGACGCUUUACAGAAUGUUGUCACACUAAUAAUAUCAAUCUAAGCCACGUGGCCGAAACAAGAAUAAUUCUGGAGGCUUAUUUGUUCAUACAAAGUGGAUUAAUAAAGACAAAAUACAGAAAUCAAAAGGGCAAAGUUUUAUUUUUUAUUUUGAAUAAAUGUUCUUCAAAAUACAUACCGAUUUCUUUUAUUUGUCCACCAACGUUUAGCUAUCUGGAGUGGUUUUAAACAUUCCACCAGGUGGCGCCAUUAAACCACGUUUAACCACAUACAACGAAAUGGUUCGGAUCUCUUACAGUUCUGUUUAACAGUUGUAUCGCCGUGGAUUUAAAUUUAGCCUAAUAUUAACAUGGUUUUGUCAUUGAAAACAAUUAAAUAGCCUACAAAUCCAUUCAUGCAUUCAUUUUCUUUCCCCGUCAUUGGUUUCAGCUCUAGAUAAUCUGACAGAUCUCUCUUAGUUUAUUCCAAUCGGCGGUAAUUUAUGGAAAGAGGACAUAAUCCUUUUCCAAGCGCCCCGAGCAUAACUGUACUUUAAUCCGGUUUUCUUCUGUGCGAUGGAUAUUGGGAACGCACGACGAGACGUUCGACGACACCCCUUUAGAAACGGUUUCAAGUUCCAGCGCGUGACAUGUUGGAAUGUCAGGUCGCUCGCCUCCGUUGCCGUAGCAACAGUACGGGUCAACUCCAGUCUCCUCGCAUAGAGAGAAGCGGCCGGCUACGCAAUGACAUCCCGUGGAGCUAGAUACCGCCUGGGUUCCCCCUUCCAGCGCCUCCUGGUCAACAUGGGCAUGGCUUCCUCUGCCUUCCCCUCAGCCUUCCCCUCAGCCUUCAACCCCAGACCUGCCCAGGACCGCGCCCCCACCUCCCUGUCCUCCCGCCACUACCUAGCCGGCUGCAGUCGUGACGCAGAGCUCGGUCCAGACUCCCCGGCUCCUCCCACUCUCUCGCUGGGGCGGGGCCUAGGCCUGAGCUUUCAGGAAGGGAGGUGGGUGAGGGGAAGAGGAGAAGGCGGAGGAGCGGGUGAGGAGAGCGGAGCUGGGAAGGAGCAGAAGAGACGGAUCCAGAGGUUGAAGGAGGAGAACCGUCUGUUGAAGCUGUCUGUGGAGGUCCUGCUGGACAUGAUGACCAUGGUGAAGCUGAAGGACUGCGAUGGCGAGGCCGAGGAAGGGGGUCGCCAGGCCUCGGAGAGGAGACCCGCGGGGGGUAAGGGGGUGUGGUGGGCCCCCAACCUGCCCGACAAACGGAGAGCUUAGACCAUUAAAGGCUUUCCUCUGCAGUACCCCUCUGUUCUCCCUCUCUGAUUGGACAGGAUUAGACUAGUUUAUCACAAAUAUCAAUAUUUAUUAAUCCAUCAUAAACCUGUACUUAAAUCGAAAAACCUUCAAGCCCCUUUUCUUAAAUUGCAAUUGUUUUAUUUUCUGCAUUAGUGAUCAAAGUUCUCUUUUAUAAUUUGGGGGAAAAAAAUUCCCUUGAUUCUACUCUGCCAUGGUACCAACUCCCAUGGAGCCCUGAAAGAGGACAUUCACAUGGAGAAUCCCCCCUCUCCGUUCACCUGGCACUGAAACGUUGUGCUACUUCCAUCUGCAAAGGCAAAUGUAACCUUCUAGAAAAUUAAAUUAAAGAAGCGCAUUCCUUCCUUGCUCAUCUCGAGAUAGCAAAGCAAGAAUU
Gadus morhua (Atlantic cod) is the source of this 3721-nucleotide messenger RNA. RefSeq names its product leukotriene C4 synthase (gene ltc4s). Gene Ontology annotation, molecular function: leukotriene-C4 synthase activity; glutathione transferase activity; glutathione peroxidase activity. NCBI's taxonomy places the organism in Eukaryota, Metazoa, Chordata, Actinopteri, Gadiformes, Gadidae. Gene Ontology annotation, cellular component: endoplasmic reticulum; membrane; nuclear envelope. Gene Ontology annotation, biological process: leukotriene biosynthetic process. Bases 974 to 1438 code for a protein of 154 amino acids. The record is from RefSeq and is a predicted model, not a curated record. The transcript has 6 exons.